GUCUUAUUAAUUUUUAAUGGAAAAUGGCUGCGUUUCUUUACCAAACCGCAGGAGCUGGGAGGUGAAAGAAAGAAAAGGCGGUUUCGGCGUUUCUGGUCGAAGUAGUUCGAUGCGGAGACCGCUCGCUAGCGAAGCAGACGUCCUGUGAUUUGAGAAGAAGUGGGGAAAAUGGAGCGACUCACGCUUUGAGGGAUGAAAGAUCAUUUUUCUCCUUAACCCUUAAUGCUCCGAGAUCUGCUAACAAUCGAGCAAAAGAUGAUGCGCCAGGUGACAAGCAGCGAUUUCUGCAUAAAUAGCAGGCCAUCUUGCCUCGCAGAGGAUGGCCACGACCCCACCUCUCAUUUUGAACUGUGCACAUCCCAGCCCAACAAGUUCUACCCUCCUCCCCCUCCAACGUCCCUCCAGAUGACAUUGGCCCCCAUGACCUUACCCACCCAGAGCCACAAGCCCAUAGUGUGCCACAGACAGGACGUUCUUGUGGGUGACCCGCGCUCACCUGGGAAAAUAACGGUCCUGAAAGGAGCCGAGCAACCUCCAGAUGACGCCAAGAAGAAGAGCAAAGGGGUCGGGAAGACGGGCAGACGCGGGAGGCCGUUGGGAACCACCAAGCUAGCUGGAUAUAGAACCAGCACCGGACGACCCCUCGGCACAACUAGAGCUGCUGGGUUUAAAACCAGUCCGGGAAGGCCGCUGGGUACAACCAGAGCUGCUGGGUAUAAGGUCAGCCCUGGACGACCUCCGGGCAGCAUUAAAGGUCUAUCUCGCCUCAACAAACUAGCUUAUAGUAGCACCUGCAGUGGAGCAGCCUUCCCCUACCCACUGCCACACAAAGAAAUCCUCUGUGAACCUUCCUGCAAAGAGAAGCCAGCUAACGAGCCAAGGCUCUGCACUGAUUCUUCUUCUCCCUGAACUGCUUGAACAUUUGACACACGUAUAGGUUUCCUGCUUCGCGCUUUUAAAAUAUUAGUGUUGUUAUGUGUAUGCCUGUCAUCUAAUAUACUUCUCAUUAGUUUCCUAAUGCCUCCACUGUAGAGCGUAAACAGUCACAAAUCAGCUGUUCACGGAGCACGAAGCUUCAGCCCAACGGCUCCUAGUUCAACUUCCUACAUGUAGCAUUUAAAAGCAAAAGUUGCAUCAGCACAAUACAAAUGAGCUCAUGUGUUAGCAUCAUCACCUGUAUCAUUACGGUUUAAACAAGCAGCUGUCUCUGCGAUCUGGUGUCUGCUGAAAAAAGAUGAGCAGCAUCUCGACAUGCUCUCGGUAACCAAACCAGUUUUACUCGGUUUUCCACCAGAUGCAAAAGUGGCGCGUAAUAUAAUUAAUUCAUUUUUACCUGCAGUCUCAGCGGCCUGUCCCUGACUACCUGGAGCGUUUCAGACAUGCAGCAAAUGUGUUCCUUACAGCCGGGCCGCUUCGCAAUAGCCAAGUGCGCUAGAACGUUCUUGUGUACUUUUUAAGUAUGUUUUUGGCAAGUACAGCAGAACAUCUAUUCUACUGAGUAAGGGAAGAUGAGGAUGGCAUUUGGAGCAGAAUCAUACUUUGUAACCUCUUGGCAACAAGGGCUGUCUUAUGCUACCGUUAAAGAAAACAACCUGAAAUUUAAAUAAAGUCUAUUUUGUCCCUUAAAUAACCAAAUAACAGUUAUAUUAAAUUUGUAUAAUAUCAGGUCAACGUUUUAAUCAAAGUAGCUAAAAUACCAGCAUUUUAUGCAGGUAAAUGAAAAUAACAUUUUUCAUCAAAACAUUUAAGUGUAUAUUUAUUUCUGACUCUUCACGAUGCCUUGGAAUGCUAAUUAGCCAACCACUAUCAAAAUAAAAGCAGAGUUGCCAUAAACAGCUGUUUCAAUGAACUGCGAGAGAUGGUCAAAAGCGGACCAAAUACAAAUAAUAUGUAAUUGUUGUUAUUUAACAGACAGACUUUUAUUUUUAUGUCAGUUUUUAUUUAUUAUUUGGCCAUUUUUUUUAGCAACAAAGUUCUGUUCAAAAGGAUGCCCUCGUCCUCCCAUACUCGGUAGAAUGGACUUUCUGGCGUACUUACCAAGAGCGGACUUGUCAAGUACACUAGAGCAUACUAGCGUACUUGGGUAUUGAGAAGCGGCCCAUGUCUCGGUUGCCAUAGUUACCUUGGAUUGCCACUUAUCAGUUGGCUUGUUUUUAUGCAGAAUAUUUAUAAAUAAUAAUAUUUAUAAAGUGUUUUGAUCUAGAGUUGGGCAAUAAAUCGAAAAUUUAUCGCUAUCCUAGUUUCUGACUCUGAUCGAGAUAAUUUUUCCAAUGUCAAUAAAUUUGAUGAUUAGAAAAAUGAAAGAUGUGUGUAUGUUGACAACGCUCAUGUCUCUUUAAGAAGCUGUACCACCAUGAGUCACGUAAAAAUGGGACUCAACGUAAUACACUUGACAGCCCCAUCUAGUGGACAACUUUUAUUUCUGCGCAUACCUGUAGUUAUCGUCCAUUAAUCGUUAUCGAGGUAAAAUCCUCAAUAUAUCGUGAUAUUGAUUUUGGGCCAUAUUGCCCAGCCCUACAUCGAUCAUUCACGGCAGAACGUGGGCGUGUAGGAGGCGGGAUAUGAUCCAUGGACACCUGAGCACAUUUCUAGGACUGGUUUAGAUUUAUGAAGCUGGAACUGUGUGAAGCUUCGUGUAAGCGGAGCUUUUAAAGUUGGAAAAUUAGUUUGCGAAAAAUGUUUUUUUUUUUUAAAUAUGGCUGAGUUUACGUAAACUUUUAGUAAGGAUUCUACACUUGGGGGAUGCGUGUCUGUGCGCCCGGUGGAUACAAACUGACUAUAAGGAUAGUUGUUAGCAGACAUUACGUACCGCUUAUGUUUCCGGUGGAAAGCCCUAAAAACACGACUUCUUUAGUAGUCGUCUUCUAUUUUCUAGAUUCUACUUCCAAAAAGAUUUUAUUAUUAUUAUUAUUAUUAUUUAUUAUUGUUGUUAUCUUUUGCAUGCAGAUGUCAUAACUCAGUUUACAGGCUUAUUUAUAGUUUUUCUUUGUUUUUUUUCCUGUUUUAUUACAUAAGUAUAAAUUAAAUAAAAACACAAACGUUCUGUUUCCCCUGAGCUUCUCCCAUCACCUUGUUUGUUCAUUAGUCGGCCCAGGAGAGCUGAAAAUGCAGACGAACGAGGUUUAUUCCCACUGCAAGAUCUUCCCGAGACUCAUCUUAGGUUUUCCAAAUAUAACUUAAGUUUUAUUGCUUAGUGAUUGCAUACAUGGAUGCUCAGCGCAGAUUCGUUUUUCAGCUACUUUUUGUUGGAUGCAGUCCGAAGAUUUUUGAUAUCCCUAUAGAUUUCCAGUUUGUACAUUUUAUAAGGCUCUGCUUUUCUACACGUCACCUAAAAAUAACAAGUGAUCAAUUUCAACCUCAUUAGAUGAAUAAUUGCAUUUUUUACAUCUCCAACUUACAGAAACACGUGGUGCAAACUGGACUGUCUCAAUGGUUAAUGAGGAAGAAAGGGACACUUUAUUUCAUUGUCUUGUUGUUUAUUUCCCUAAAACAUCCUCACAAUUUUAGAUUUGAGGAUAAAAUGUAAAGAAAUGGUGAAAUAUUGACCACAUGAAGCUGUAUUUUAUUCAUUGUAAGCUGAUAUUUUAACAAAAAUGUCACGAAACAAUUUAUUUUUUAAUAUUUCAUAGCAUGUUACACUGUAAAUAUAGUGAGACCAUGUAAUCAAAGACUUUUAAAGUCAAAUUUGGCCUUUUUUCUUCCAUGUUGAGUUGUAUUAUUUAUAAAGAGGUCAAAAAACUUCAGUAAGCAAAUUAGUUUGAAUUCUCUGCUAACAUAGUUAUAAACUGAAAUUUGGUGCAAUAAAAUGUUGUGUUUUACUGUAAUUAACUUUUUAUUAUUGCUGUGAUUUUAAAGCUCCACCCAGUACCUUUUGGGUGAUUCGUGCCGUGUGGAUGAAACGUCUCACAAAGUUUUUCACUCUUCUUCACCAAAGAAUGCCGCUUGUCUGCAGACAUUUGUUCCUUUUGUCAGAGCGACGAGAGCAAACUAAACACGUUCGACUCUACCCUUCAAGUCGCAUCGGUCGGUCAAAUAGUAAAAUAAAACAAAACCGAUAUUAACAAUUUAAUUUAGUGUUUAAUCCACAUGUUAUUCUGCUUCCAACAUAUCCUUUUGUAGUAUUUUUGGUAACCGUGGUUUACUGAAUUCUUAAACUGUGUCGGAACAAUUCAAAAGGUUUUAACCCCUGGUGUAAAUGUGCUUGUGCGACGCACUAUUAGCCAGGUAGCUUUUGUUUACAGAAACCUCAUAUGACAGAAAAACAGAACCUUAAAAAGAUGUCUCGCAGCUUAUUCAGACACAAAAUCGACACUUGUAGCAUCGCUCCACCUUCUGUUACGUCUCUUCACCCUAAAGGUUGUUUUCUACAGUUAAAUUAUCACAUCAAUCUGUUUAUUCUAGAAUAAAUAGAAAUAAAUUCAUGCACUGUAACGUUUUUCUUCUUUUGACAAGAAAGCAAGUAAACAAUAGUUUUCUUGUAUUUAAUAACUCCACAGCAAGCAAACGUAGCUGGUUUGUUUGAUUUUUGUGUUUUAAAGGUAAAUAGUGCAGUUCUAUACACGAUUUAUUAAAAGGAUCUUUGUGUGGAUGUUAUGUUGUGAAAGCUAACCUCACAUAUAUAUUUGAUUUGUUCAGCAUUUGGAAAGAAAAGUAUUUUUUUCAGCUUCUCUGGAUAGUUUAGAAAAAAUUGGCUCAGUCUAAAUUAUAAUAUAAAUAUAUUUAAAUGGUUUGUGUUAUCUUUUGGACACGGACAUGAGGGAAUCAUUGACAUUCUUUACAGUAAAGGUUAUUUAAGUCAAAAUAUAAAAAAGUCUUAAGAAGCGUACAUGUAUAGAUGCUGAACAUAUGCUGUCCCAUCAUAACGAUGCCUACACGAGACGUUAGAUUUUGCCUCUAUUAAUAAUUCAUACUAAAUGUCUAAAGUAAAGCUAGGAUUAAAGCUUUACUGUACAUUUUAAUCUAUUUUAUUCACUAAAUUUUGUAAUGAAACAAUAAUUAGAAUUUAUUUUGCAGAAGGAAUCCAUUUGCAAGAAGAAUGUAAGAAAUGAAAAUGAACAUUAUGAGGGUCACAGUUAAUAUCAGUGUUAUGAUUUUUAGAUAUUCUGUUGUUUAUUCUCUCACCCUUCAGCGUCACCUCACAUCUGUGUUUUUAAGAAGCUCUAAUGUCUAGUUAUUCCAGGAGUGUGACUGAUGAAGCCUGUUUAGCUUUGGACACGUCCCAUUUUAUUCCUGCAUGAUUGUUGUGAAAUGUGAAGAAUUGUGUAAUAAAUCUUUAAAAUUAA
Molecule: messenger RNA, 5282 nt
Organism: Nothobranchius furzeri (turquoise killifish)
Lineage: Eukaryota; Metazoa; Chordata; Actinopteri; Cyprinodontiformes; Nothobranchiidae
Gene: c10h5orf24
Product: chromosome 10 C5orf24 homolog
Source: RefSeq, a predicted model, not a curated record